AUGUCCUGUGGCCACAACACGCCUUCAUCAUCGUCGGCCACCGCGACUGCGGCCAGCUUCACACAAACACCAUCACGAAAGCAGCCAUGUGCAACUUCAACGUCAGCUUCAACACCCCCUUCGUUUGUUGCACCACCUGCUGCUGCUGGGGUUGUUGUGCCGGCUGAACAUGCUCAUGACCUUGACUCAGAACAGCCGCCAACUCGGGCCGCAUCGAUCACACUGGCACCGGCAGGAGCAGCAGAGGCAACAGAAGCCACGACAAUGAAGCCGUGCGGCAAGUUCGUCCAGACAACCUACUACUCGUGCGUCACCCUGGGUACGUACUCUCACUGCGGCUGGCACGAGCCCAUUCUAGAUGCGAGCACAUCUGCUGCCACGCGCGUCCAGUUGCAGUGGUCGUGGCCGGCACUGUGGACAGCCGCUAUUGUGGUGGCAGUCUGUUUCGUCGGUCAGUGA
Sporothrix brasiliensis 5110 is the source of this 459-nucleotide messenger RNA. RefSeq lists its product as uncharacterized. The transcript has a single exon. The record is from RefSeq and is a predicted model, not a curated record. The coding region runs from base 1 to 459 and encodes 152 amino acids. Lineage: Eukaryota; Fungi; Ascomycota; Sordariomycetes; Ophiostomatales; Ophiostomataceae.